This is a messenger RNA of Homo sapiens (human), 1168 nucleotides long. It is a transcript of the gene MRNIP, whose product is annotated as MRN complex interacting protein. The transcript is spliced from 7 exons. NCBI's taxonomy places the organism in Eukaryota, Metazoa, Chordata, Mammalia, Primates, Hominidae. Bases 22 to 1053 code for a protein of 343 amino acids. Gene Ontology annotation, cellular component: nucleoplasm; nucleus. The record is from RefSeq and is marked validated.
CUGGCGACUGCACAAGCAGGGAUGGCGUCGCUUCAGCGUUCUCGGGUGCUACGCUGCUGCAGCUGCCGCCUCUUCCAGGCGCACCAGGUAAAAAAGAGUGUCAAGUGGACAUGCAAAGCUUGUGGAGAGAAGCAGUCCUUUUUGCAGGCUUAUGGUGAAGGCUCUGGUGCUGAUUGUAGACGCCAUGUCCAAAAGUUAAAUCUACUACAGGGACAAGUUUCAGAGCUGCCACUCAGGUCUCUAGAAGAAACUGUCAGUGCCAGUGAAGAAGAAAACGUGGGACACCAGCAGGCUGGGAAUGUGAAGCAGCAGGAAAAAUCGCAGCCCUCAGAGAGUCGCUGGCUGAAGUAUCUAGAAAAGGACUCCCAAGAACUGGAGCUGGAAGGAACAGGAGUGUGUUUCAGCAAACAGCCUUCAUCCAAAAUGGAGGAGCCAGGCCCCCGCUUCAGUCAAGACCUGCCUAGAAAAAGGAAGUGGAGCAGGAGCACCGUCCAGCCUCCGUGCAGCCGUGGCGUGCAGGACUCGGGUGGCUCUGAGGUCGCCUGGGGACCCCAGAAGGGACAGGCUGGCCUGACAUGGAAGGUGAAACAAGGCAGCAGCCCCUGCCUCCAGGAGAACUCUGCAGACUGCAGUGCCGGGGAGCUGAGGGGUCCUGGGAAGGAGCUAUGGAGUCCCAUCCAGCAGGUUACAGCCACAUCCUCUAAAUGGGCGCAAUUUGUCCUGCCACCUAGAAAAAGUUCACAUGUGGACAGUGAGCAGCCAAGGUCUCUUCAGAGGGACCCCAGGCCAGCUGGUCCAGCACAGGCUAAGCAAGGGACCCCCAGAGCACAGGCCUCAAGAGAAGGCCUCAGCAGGCCCACUGCCGCUGUCCAGCUUCCUCGGGCCACACACCCCGUCACAUCUGGGUCUGAGAGGCCUUGCGGGAAGACCUCAUGGGACGCAAGGACUCCCUGGGCAGAGGGUGGGCCCCUGGUCCUGGAGGCACAGAAUCCUCGACCCACACGACUAUGUGACCUCUUUAUAACUGGGGAAGACUUCGAUGAUGAUGUGUGAUCUGGGACUGGCAGGUUAUUAAUCGAGAUACACUUGUUAGGAGGGACAGGGUUCCCCUAAGGCACUUUUAAAGAUACUCUGUAAGAACCAUUAACAAUAAACUUACUGUCAAUCA